CCUGGAUCACACCCACCCCACAGUGCGACAUCAAAAAGCUCCAAAAUACUGCAACAAGUUGUCACACAGACUCAAGUCCUCGUUGAGAAGAGACUUUUGCACUGUUUUAUACCGUUGUUAUUUUUAAAACAACUUGGGAUGAGCUGAAAGUGUCACAAGUAGUGGGGAAAUGUCUUCUCGUCAUGAGAUAGUGGAGCAUAUUCCUUAUAUCCCCCCGCUGGCGCUCCAUUGCUUCUCCGUUGACAUCACCGGGUCGCACCACCACUUCGGCCUGCCCUCCUUCCACCUGGAGCCGGCUUGCCUCGACUGCGUCUACCCCAGCCCCAAGUUCCCAGACGGAGGACUGCGCUAUUACCCGUGUCCCGGCUCGGUGAGCGUGUGUGAAUACUCGCUGGAGCCUGCGUUUAUCCGCAAGAGGAACGAGAGGGAGCGCCACCGGGUCCGGUGCGUCAACGAGGGUUACGCGCGCCUCCGGGAGCGCCUGCCGAGGGAGUUGGACGACAAGAGGCUCAGUAAAGUGGAGACACUGCGGGCCGCCAUCGACUAUAUCAAACAUCUGCAAGGCCUUUUGGACGUGAACGCACCCGGGAUGUCACUGGAAGCUGGCCACAAACGGCCGAAAUGCCGUGAGGACAUUGGAUACUAGUUUUUGCAAAUGCCACUGAGGACAUUAAAUACCGCUUUCCCCGCCUAUAUUGGGCUUAAAAAAAAAAAAAAAAAGGCUGUACACUAUACAUUAAAGCCAUUUUGGACAGGCACUGAUCUGACCUUCACUGAUGAAGGAAGGAAGACAUACAAGUACUUUUCAGCAAAAGAAGGAUGCAAAAUAAAAAGCUGGGCUGAGGGCAGGAUACAAACAAGAAAGGAAGAAAAAGAAGGAAGGAUGUAGGAAGGAAGGAAGAAAAAGCCAGUCUGAGGUGGAAGGAUGUGAGGAUGGAAAAUUAAGUGUGUCUGAGGGAGGGAUGGAAGGAAGAAAAGUUGGUUCAAGUGAAAAAACUAAGGAUGGAAGGAUCCAUUCAUAAAAAGAAAAAAAACUGAGGGAAAGAAGGUAGAAAAGUAGGUUUAAGUGACAGAGGUAAAGAUGCACGCAUAUAAGCAGGUGCGACAGAAGAGAGGAAAGAAGGAAGAAAGAAAUGAAGGAGGACAGGAAAGGAAAAGAUGCCGGGAAGGAAAGGAAUGAAGGGAGAAAAGUAGAUUUCGGCGUAGGAAGGAGCAAGGCAAAGAUAAAUAGCAACUUUGAGAAAUGAUAGAAUGAAUGAGGGAAUAAAGGAAGUCAAGAAGGAAAAUAUGCCAGCAAAAAAAAAAAAAAAAACAUUUUUAAGUGUAUACGAUACCUACUUUUGGCCCGCCCUUGUAUAUGCUCAAUAACAAUGAACAUUUUUCUUUUAAGCCUUAAAGUUUAAG
Molecule: messenger RNA, 1404 nt
Organism: Phyllopteryx taeniolatus (common seadragon)
Lineage: Eukaryota; Metazoa; Chordata; Actinopteri; Syngnathiformes; Syngnathidae
Product: achaete-scute homolog 4
Exons: 2
Coding region: 170-646 (158 amino acids)
Biological process (GO): regulation of transcription by RNA polymerase II; developmental process
Molecular function (GO): DNA-binding transcription factor activity, RNA polymerase II-specific; protein dimerization activity; RNA polymerase II transcription regulatory region sequence-specific DNA binding
Source: RefSeq, a predicted model, not a curated record